GAGAGAUUCAGGGUGAAGCUGGUGGGUUUGAACCGUUUGCUCUCUGUGCUCCUCUCUCCGCCCGGCCAGGCAGGGGAGAGCCAUGUUGUGAUGUGUCUGGACCAUGACUCUGCUGCUGCAGCACCGACCAGCCUAAUCAUCCAGCAGAGCGUGGGGGGAAAGGCGCUGCACACCGGAGCCUCUUCCUACCCAGGCAGCUUUGUGUGCACCCGGCCUCUUUUGGGCUCUAUCUCCCGGGAGUGUCGCGCCUCUGCCGUAAAGUUGUUUCACCUGUUGCAGUUUUGUAUUCAAGCAAUCCAAUAGAGCCCUGGAAAACACAUAAAGACACCCUAACGUUGAAUAUCGUAUAUCUCAAAUAUGAAAAAAUUCAAGAGAAGGCUCUCACUCACAUUGAGAGGCAGCCAGACAAUUGAUGAAUCGCUAUCAGAGCUGGCAGAACAAAUGACCAUUGAAGAAAACAGCAGUAAAGAUAACGGAUCCUUCAAGAAGCCUCCUCUGAGAAGACCCCAUAGUGUAAUAGGUGGAAGCCUCGGUUCGUUCAUGGCCAUGCCAAGGAAUGGGAGCAGACUAGAUAUAGUGCAUGAAAACCUAAAGAUGGGAUCAGAUGGUGAAAGUGACCAAGCAUCUGGGACAUCAUCAGAUGAAGUUCAGUCGCCAACAGGAGUGUGUCUCAGAAAUCGAAUACAUAGGCGAAUUUCAAUGGAGGAUCUGAACAAGAGACUGUCACUUCCAGCUGAUAUUAGGAUACCCGAUGGAUAUUUGGAAAAGCUGCAAAUCAACAGUCCUCCGUUUGAUCAACCUUUGAGCCGAAGGUCACGGAGAGCAUCAUUAUCAGAAAUUGGCUUUGGGAAGAUGGAAACAUAUGUCAAACUGGAAAAACUUGGAGAGGGUACUUACGCAACAGUAUUUAAAGGAAGAAGUAAAUUGACAGAAAACCUUGUUGCGCUAAAGGAAAUUCGUUUGGAGCAUGAAGAAGGAGCGCCUUGUACAGCUAUUAGAGAAGUAUCAUUACUAAAGGACCUAAAGCAUGCAAACAUUGUCACUUUACAUGAUAUUGUCCACACGGACAAAUCACUGACGCUUGUCUUUGAAUAUCUGGACAAAGAUUUAAAGCAGUAUAUGGAUGACUGUGGGAAUAUUAUGAGCAUACACAAUGUGAAGAUAUUUUUGUACCAAAUUCUGCGUGGCUUGGCGUACUGUCAUAAAAGGAAAGUGCUUCACAGAGACCUGAAACCACAGAACCUACUAAUCAAUGAAAAAGGCGAAUUGAAAUUGGCUGAUUUUGGCUUGGCCAGAGCAAAGAGUGUUCCAACAAAAACCUAUUCCAAUGAGGUUGUGACAUUAUGGUACAGGCCUCCCGAUGUCCUACUUGGGUCUUCUGAAUAUUCCACUCAAAUUGAUAUGUGGGGCGUUGGCUGUAUAUUUUUUGAAAUGGCUUCAGGAAGGCCUCUGUUUCCUGGUUCUACGGUGGAAGAUGAACUUCACUUAAUUUUCCGGCUUUUAGGAACUCCAGCUGAAGAGACAUGGCCUGGAAUUUCUUCAAAUGAUGAAUUUAGAAACUACAAUUUUCCAAAGUACAAACCUCAACCUCUUAUCAACCAUGCACCAAGGUUAGACUCAGAGGGAAUUGAGUUAUUAACACGGUUUCUUCAGUAUGAAUCCAAAAAGAGAAUUUCUGCAGAAGAUGCAAUGAAACACGCUUACUUCCGAAGCUUAGGGACUAAACUCCACAGUUUGCCAGAAAAUAUUUCAAUAUUCAGUCUUAAGGAUAUCCAGCUGCAGAAGGAUCCCGGUUUUCGAAAUUCUUCUUAUCCAGAGACAGGUCAUGGGAAGAACAGAAGGCAAAGCAUGCUAUUCUAAGACUUUCUAACCAAGUGGGUUCCUUAUCGGAUUCUUCGGUGGUCCCUGGAUCACCUCCCUACCCACAGCGGAGUUGUUUUAUUGCAGGCCUGCGUUUUUUUGUUUUUUAAUAUUUGUUGUCACAGUGUGACAAAUAUUGUACAGUUGGUUUUAAGGUCUCCUCUGCUGUUAGAGCCAGUAGGUUACAGCUGUUGAUGUGACUAAAGCUGCAAUUCUUGUGCAGGACUGAAACAUAAAAUUGUUAUUUAUUGCGGAAUCAUUGCUGCUAAAUGACUACUGUCCGGAUUUGUACCAUAACAUAACAGCUGAACGCCUGAAGAAGUUGCAGUGGCUCGAUAAUAUGUGAAUGCGUCUGUCUACCCUCUGAAAAAUCUUUUAUUUCUCUUUCAUUUUUACGUUUUGAUCUGUUUUUUUUUUUUUAAUUAAACCGCAUUGUUCCUUUAAA
This is a messenger RNA of Xenopus laevis (African clawed frog), 2305 nucleotides long. It is a transcript of the gene cdk17.S, whose product is annotated as cyclin-dependent kinase 17 S homeolog. Gene Ontology annotation, molecular function: transferase activity; cyclin-dependent protein serine/threonine kinase activity; protein kinase activity. Gene Ontology annotation, cellular component: cytoplasm; nucleus. Gene Ontology annotation, biological process: regulation of cell cycle. NCBI's taxonomy places the organism in Eukaryota, Metazoa, Chordata, Amphibia, Anura, Pipidae. The record is from RefSeq and is marked provisional.